Messenger RNA from Rhipicephalus microplus (southern cattle tick), 958 nucleotides. RefSeq lists its product as uncharacterized. NCBI's taxonomy places the organism in Eukaryota, Metazoa, Arthropoda, Arachnida, Ixodida, Ixodidae. The record is from RefSeq and is a predicted model, not a curated record.
UGUGUAAUACCAUUGUUACGCGAGCAGUAUAGCCAUAGUUAAGGACGACGCCCGUUAAGUCUAACGGCUGUUGCACCUAGUCACACGACAACCCUAACCGCAGUUAAUCCGCUAACAACUUUUUUCUAAAAUGGAGGUUUGCAAACCCUGUUAAUGCCGUAAACUGACAACAUGGCGGCCCUCAUGCCGGGCGCCAAUAGCUCGGCUCCCAAGCAAGUGUUUAGCCAAAGGUGGGUGAACUAGAGUGUGGCGACGAUGGAGGCGUUAAUACGAAUUUGGGAGGACAAUCUAACUGCUCUCUGGUAUAACACAAGGAACUUGGGGAUCUAUAAGUUUCUGGUGGACACUCUGAACUCUGGCCUGCCGGCAGGUGAAAGACCGUACAGCGUCAAACAAGUACGCCAAAAACUUGAAGACUUUAACAGUCAGUAUCGAAAGAUAGGGCGUUGUGGCACAACCACUGGUGCUAAAGGCAUGGAAUGGCCGUUUUAUUGGCAGCUGCAUUCUUUUCUCGGAUCACGGCCAAUCAACUACAGUGACAUGGUCGAAGAAAGUUUGGAGGUGCCAGUAGUUGACGAAGCACCAGCAGACAGUGAGGUUUUAGCUGUAUUUGACACUGAGGAGAGUGGAACCACUGCGAUAGCUGACCCUGAAACCAGCGCGGAUGAGAAUUUUACAGCGGACACCCAAGCACAAGCAGCAUACCUAUAGUACUAGCAGUACAAGCAGCAGCGGAGCAGCAAAAGACAAAGUAAAAAGCGCCCAGCAAGCGCAGGGCUGCACGACAUCCUGGCACUUUAUGAGAAAGCCGAAGAACGUGCGGGCAAGGCGGCCAGUGACAGCUUGCAGCUCAAAAGGAGCUCGUUUCACUACAAAAAUAAUCCAAUGUCUUGCAAAAGGCAUGCUUGAAAUGAUAGAUGCACACUUUUCUUCGAAGAAAACAAAGCAAUGAAUUUUA